AUGAGUUCUUAUAAUAAUGGUUUGAAUAGGUCAAAUAACUACGGUAUGCAAAGUUAUGAGAAUAAAGGGAAUGAUAUGAAUCGUGUUAAUAGUAAUAGUAAUAAUAAUAUGUAUUUUAAAGAAGACCGAUAUUAUAGUAAUAAUUCGUUAAUGUAUAAUAAUAAUAUGAAUAACUCUAAUUAUGAUAACAAUUAUUAUAAUGCAAAUUAUGGGAUGGUUAACCCAUACAUGAAUAAUAUGGUAUCUCCAAAUUAUUAUAAUAAUGAUAACCAAUAUAUAUUAAAUAAGAAAACAGCAAGGAUUUUAUAUAUCUAUAAUAUGACAAAUGAAUAUAAAGAUGAAAAUUUUAUAUAUAGUUUAUGUUAUAUUUAUGGAGAUAUUGAAAGUGUAAAUUUUAUGAAAGGAAAAAAUUUAUUUAUUGUAAAAUUUGUGUCUACUGACAGUGCUUUAAAUGCCUAUAAAAAUUUACCAACUUAUUUUAAUAAUGCUCAAUUUGAAUUAAGAAAUGAAUCGAAAAAAAUUAGUUAUUUUAACGACAUGGUUAAUAGUAAUAAAUAUGUGUCUCCAAAUAUAACAGAAAAGAAAUUUUUAUCUUUAAGUGCUGAUAAAAGACAGGAAAUUAUGAAUAUUAAACAAAAGGAGUUAUUAAGAAAAUGUAAUGAUAAAUUGAAUGAAUAUAUAAACAUGUACAAUGAUAAAAAUAUAAAUGAAGAAAAUAAAAAAAAAUUGCAAGCAUUAAUAAAACAUAUAAAAGCAAGAAUUGAAGUCUUAAAUAAUAAUCAAUGUGGAAAUGUAUAUAAUGGAAUAAAUGGUGGAGGUAUUGAUAAUAUAAAUAAUAUGAACAGUAUAAAUAAUAUGAACAGUAUAAAUAAUAUGAACAGUAUAAAUAAUAUGAACAGUAUAAAUAACAUGAACAAUGUAAAUAAUAUGAACAAUGUAAAUAAUAUGAACAAUGUAAAUAAUAUGAACAAUGUAAAUAAUAUGAACAAUAUAAAUUAUAAUAGUAACGAUGGGUCCACUUACAAUAAUUACAAUAACUUUACAAGAAAUAAUCAGAAUAGCACUACUAUAAAAAUUAACUCAUUAAACAAUAUUAGGGAUAAUGAAGAAUUGAGCAAAUAUAUUAUAAACAACAAUUCCAUUUUUUUAAAUGAGAAUAUAUCAUAUUUUUCUUUAUUUUCAUUUGGUGAAAAAUAUGCUAUUAUAAAAUAUAAUAAUGAGAAUAUUGCAAAAAUUGUUUUUGAGAAUUGUAAUAUGUGUAAUAUUAAUGUAGACUUUGUUCAGGAUGAUAAUGAAAACUAUCAGUAUAACGAAAACGAAGGAAUGAACUAG
Plasmodium reichenowi is the source of this 1332-nucleotide messenger RNA. RefSeq lists its product as hypothetical. Lineage: Eukaryota; Apicomplexa; Aconoidasida; Haemosporida; Plasmodiidae. The transcript has a single exon. The record is from RefSeq and is a predicted model, not a curated record. Gene Ontology annotation, molecular function: structural constituent of cytoskeleton; RNA binding. Bases 1 to 1332 code for a protein of 443 amino acids.